CGAAGAAGCCACCGAAGCGUCGGGCGCAGCCUCGCUCCGACUCUCGUCUGCUUCUUCCCCUUCCAGAACGCUCUCCGCCCCUCCCGCCCCCUGCUUCACUCCACGGCUCCACCACCUUAAUCUUGCUCCGUACUGCACGCACCUCCGCUCUCCUCGCUUCCGCAUUCCCUCCCAACCGCCGCCGCAGGGACGGGAGCUAGCAGAAUGCUCUGCCUCUCGCCGUGCGCGCCGCACCUCCACCACCAUCGACCGCUUAUGCCAGGCACCGCCGCCAAGAACGCGUGCGGCGUAACGCUGUGCCUCGGUAUGCCAAGGAUGCCGGAGGAGGGGCGGACGCGGCUGCGGCUGCGGCGGCUGGCCAUCCAGGACACCUCGGCGGCGCCGGCCCUGAAGACGCCUGCCCCCGCCCCCGUGCCGGUGCAGGUGCCCGUUCCGGAGCGGCCGAUGACGCCGGCGGCCGAGCGGCGCGGGUCGCUGCGGGAGAUGCGGCGGGUGUGGUGGGUGUGCGGGGUCGGGUACUGGGUGCAGGGGUUCCGCUGCUUCCCGUGGCUGGCGCUCAACUUCCACCUCGCCCGGGGCAUGGGGCUCAGCCCCACCGCGCUGCAGCUAGUGCAGAACGCCGGAAACCUCCCGCUCGUCGCCAAGCCGCUCUUCGGGGUCCUUUCCGACGCCGUCUACAUCGGCCGCGCGCACCGCCUCCCAUACAUUUCCGUCGGAGCAUUACUGCAGCUUAUUGCUUGGGGAACACUUGCUAUCAUUCCAGCUACAGGUGACACAUUUCCAACACAAAUGGCAUGCAUUCUCAUUGGAAAUUUGGGAGCAUCUGUCACAGAAGUUGUAAGUGAUGCUGUUGUCACGGAGUUCAGUAGAACACAGAAGGUUGGUGUACUACAGUCAUACGCAUUCAUAGCCCUAGCUGCAGGAUCCCUACUGGGCAACCUGUCUGGUGGUUACGUUCUGCUCAAAACACAGGAACCAAAGAUCAUGUUCACGGCAUUCUCACUCCUCCUUGGCUUCCAACUAGCACUAUCCCUAAGUACAAAAGAGACAUUGCCAAGCUCUCCACGAAACUCCAGCAGUCGUCUUGUCAGUAGCUCUUUGGCAACCAAUCUUCGCAAGCAAUUCUCAAACUUGAUCACGGCAGUCACCAAGGAGAGGAUCUUGUACCCUCUUACAUGGAUCAUGACAUCGAUUGCUGUUGUGCCUAUCCUUUCUGGCACGAUGUUCUGCUAUCAAACACAGUAUCUGAAGCUGGAUCCAUCGAUUAUCGGUCUGUCAAAAGUCAUGGGACAGCUCAUGGUCCUUUCUCUAACUGUCCUCUAUAAUCGAUAUCUUAAAAGAUUCCCGCUGAGGCGCCUUAUUACUGGAGUUCAGAUAACGUAUGCUUUGGCGGUUCUGUCAGAUUUGGUCCUUGUGAAACAAAUAAACCUUAUGCUAGGGAUAUCAAAUGAGAUCCAUGUGCUUUGUUUCUCAGCUCUAGCUGAAGCAAUCACUCAGUUCAAGGUCCUGCCGUUCUCGGUUCUGUUGUCAAGUCUCUGCCCGCCUGACUGCGAAGGUUCUCUGUUCGCCUUCUUCACAUCUGGAUUGGUGUUUUCAGCAAUACUAAGUGGAGUCUUCGGAGUCGGAAUGUCCACUCUAAUUGGGGUGUCUUCUGUGGAUUACUCAAGCUUGCCUUUUGGUAUUUUGCUGCAAAGUUUGGCUGCAUUGUUACCAUUGGGAUGGAUAUCUUUUAUACCUGAAAAAUGGACCACCGAUGAGAAUGUUGUAUUGCAGAGAUGAUGAAGUGAUAUUUUGCACCUUACAAAACACAAGGCAAUAUCCUAUUACGUAAUGGGACCAUGUAGAACAGCUGUCACGCGGGCAACACUGAGUGGGCUUAUACAUGUAUAGGUAUCCAUAUUUUUUUCAUGAGGUUCUUCUAAUUACUGUACAGCUGUAAUACAGCAUAGCUCUUAUGCUUCCGGCUGAAUGUCACUAGUCUUCAAAUUUUGAUGGCUUCACUUGAAUGUUUCCAGACCAUUGGAUUAUAAAUGGAGGCUCCAGAUACA
Messenger RNA from Phragmites australis (common reed), 2048 nucleotides. Its product is annotated as probable folate-biopterin transporter 9, chloroplastic. Gene Ontology annotation, cellular component: membrane. The record is from RefSeq and is a predicted model, not a curated record. The transcript is spliced from 2 exons. NCBI's taxonomy places the organism in Eukaryota, Viridiplantae, Streptophyta, Magnoliopsida, Poales, Poaceae. Bases 205 to 1779 code for a protein of 524 amino acids.